Messenger RNA from Paramacrobiotus metropolitanus, 1543 nucleotides. Its product is annotated as U11/U12 small nuclear ribonucleoprotein 35 kDa protein-like. Gene Ontology annotation, cellular component: U12-type spliceosomal complex; precatalytic spliceosome. The record is from RefSeq and is a predicted model, not a curated record. Gene Ontology annotation, molecular function: snRNA binding; mRNA binding. The transcript has 5 exons. Gene Ontology annotation, biological process: mRNA splicing, via spliceosome. The coding region runs from base 146 to 769 and encodes 207 amino acids. NCBI's taxonomy places the organism in Eukaryota, Metazoa, Tardigrada, Eutardigrada, Parachela, Macrobiotidae.
UGUAAUUUAUUUUGUAUUUUUGCCCAGAUUGGGCUUUUUGUUUUUCACUUGUCAGGUGUCAUUCUGCACCGUUGCUGACUUGAGAGGCAGUUAUAAGCGUCAUUGCUGUGGACGGGGAAGUGGAAGCUGAUGGUUUUGCUUCACCAUGGAAGCUUGGAAAUUGAAAGGCAAAGCCGCAGAGGACUCGAAGCAACGCAGGCUUAACAAUUCUCCCGUCCAGCGCUCAGGUGAUGGUACUACCACCGAUCGCGAAGAAGAUUUGGCUACAACGGUAUACGAUCCAUUCCAAAUAGGAAAUAUUAACGGGAUUAAAGGAAAUGCUCUUCACGACCGGGGCCUGUGGAGAGCUUUACAGUCGAAGUACAAGCCAGAUCGGCUGAUGGCUGGUACACCAUUAUGUACUGUAUUUGUGGGAAGAUUGAAUCCCUCCACUACGGAGACAACGCUACAGACCGUAUUCUCGGAGUUCGGCAAAGUGAAAUCCUUGCGCUUGAUACGAAAUUAUGUGACGGGGCUGUCGCAGCGCUAUGCGUUCAUUGAGUACUAUAAAGAGUGUGAUGCACAAAACGCUGUGCGGAAUGCGAGGCGGAUGAGCUUGGAAGGACAGAAAAUUCUAGUCGACAUGGAAUGUGAACGUGUGCUUUCAGGGUGGAAACCGAGACGUUUAGGAGGUGGAUUUGGGGGUAAAAAAGAAUCUGGGCAGCUGAGGUUUGGUUGUCGAGAUAAACCUUGGAGAAAACAGUCUCGUGGCUGGCAAAAACCAUCCUGAAGGCGCUGAUAAGUGGCAGGUGGUGAUGACAAAGCGAAAUCCUAGUCAUACCAUGAAAACGGCACAGUUCUUGCUCAAGAAGGCACGGAAAAUAUUGGACCUGCUGUUGGACCAGCUAUUGUAGAAACACAACCUGCAUACGGUAUAGUUGUUUAUAUUCCGCCGGUUUCGCGCCAUUGGACUUAUCCUGGGCCCCUGCCAUUGCCCGGAAUUAGCUGGCCCAUAAUCGGAUCUGCAGGAAUUGGUUACCAAGCUGAAGGUCGCUUUCCCUACACUGGUUAUGUUGGAAACAGGGCACCCUUUUUAAAAAAUGUCCUGGGAAUUCCGACACCGUCACCGCAGACCCAAUCACCUCUUGAUAUGCAACAUCUUGAUGGAGAAACGGGAAGGUUUUUUUGAAAAGAAGUUAGUAUUCUGUUUGCACACUUCUAUUGCAAAUGAGCACUGACCGUGGCAUUGUUUUCAAAUACUCAGACUGAUAAGUAAUUCCGAGUAUACGGUGCGUAGCCGUGCGUUGUGGCUUGACUCUUAAGCACUAUCUGGGCGCAGUGUUUGUUAACAAAAGACUUAAUGGAUAUGACCACGAAUUUUGAUCCUUUUAUUACAGAUACCUCGGCAAAAAAAGUAUAAAGCUUCGCAGUAAAAAAUUACACAAUUUCAAACUUCAAAACAAAUUUGUACACUCGGGAUUAGUUCUCACUUUCACUGGGUUAGAAGACAAUUUCAAAUCACACAUGACCGUUAAAUUAAUAACACUAAGGCACUACGCUUUGG